This is a messenger RNA of Mycena indigotica, 849 nucleotides long. Its product is annotated as Aldo-ket-red domain-containing protein. The transcript is spliced from 8 exons. Bases 1 to 849 code for a protein of 282 amino acids. The record is from RefSeq and is a predicted model, not a curated record. NCBI's taxonomy places the organism in Eukaryota, Fungi, Basidiomycota, Agaricomycetes, Agaricales, Mycenaceae.
AUGGCAAGCAGCAGGGCACAACCGGCGGGGACAAGUCGCUACGGCGUGUUCAAGUUUUUCACGGUCUACUGCCCCCCACCGACGGCGCUCCGCCUUCCGCAGACACCACCGGCCCGUUCGCCGCCCGCUGCAAUCGAUUCCCAUUCCACUCCUCUCCACCUGCCCCCAUGUCCUCUCCAGUCCCCGUCUUCGACGCAAAAGCGAUGCCCUUCCGCCCGGUUGGGCCCCAGCGGUCUGCGCGUGCCGCUCUUCUCUCUCGGCGGCUGGCUCACCCUCGGAGGCUCCGUCGUCGGCGAGAGCGUCAAGGACAUCAUGCAGGCCGCCUUCGAGAAUGGGAUCAACAUGUUCGACACCGCGGAGGACUACCAGAAAGCAAAAUCAGGGGACACGCUAUCAAAGAACUUGGCUGGCGCCCGCACGGACCUCGUCAUCUCAACCAAGAUAUUCUGGAGCCACGAGCCAGGCACGGGCCCGAACGACACGGGGCUGUCGCACAAACACGUUAUCGAGGGCACGAAGGCUUGUUUGCGACGGCUCCAGAUGGACUAUGUCGACGUCAUCUUCGCGCAUCGUUGCGAUACCACCGUUCCGAUGGAGGAGAUCGUCCGCGCAUUUAACUAUGUUAUCGACCAGGGCUGGGCUUUCUACUGGGGCACCUCCGAGUGGGCGCGCACCAGAUCGAGGAGGCGCAUCGUGGCGUGUACCUCUCCCGAGACCUCCCGUCGCUUACCCGCAGCACAGAUGUUGCCACCGCUUAAACCUCAUCGCGCCCGAUCGAUCGGGAGCAGUGCAAGCACAAGUCUGCGCCAUCUUCUUUCUUCCUUCGAAAUAAUGCUGAGGAGACGAUAG